ACUUUCGCAAGGCACUGUAAAUAUAUAAAUAUAAACACAGUCUCAAAGCCAGGUGUGUACUGACCAACCAUUCACACUGGGAUAUAGACAGUCCUGUGUUCUGCUUGUAGGCAUGCAGGACUUUAGCUGUUGUCAUAUUUUGUCAUUAGACCGUUUAAUUGAUAUAUGACCAGCAUUCCAUGUAACAUUGAAUAAAUAUAUUUGAUGAGUUACUUUGGUAAUGGGCCAGUUUCCCAGACACAGAUUAAGUCUAGUCCUGGACCUUAAAGAACUUUCUAUUGAAACUUCCUUUGAGCAUGCUUUUUAGUCCAAGCACUAGACUCAAUCUGUGUCCAGGAAACAGGCCCCAUAUGUAUUACUGACAUGCUUGUCCUUGUUCAGGACUCCACACACUGGCUUCAGAUUGAACCCUUGACUUCCACUGUCCAGGGAGUGACAAUGUUCAGACACAAGACACCCAAAGGGAGUUAUGAGUGCACAGUGUCUGGGCUCCGCUGGCUGUGUGAGAGAGAUGUCAUUCUGAAGUAUCACUUCAGGAACUGGGAACCCUACAGUCAACUUCUGAAAGACAUGCAGUACACACAAGGUGGUCCAUUGCUGGACAUCACUAUGGAGUUAGGUGAACUGGAGGAAGUUCAUCUGCCACACUUUGUCUGUUUAGGGACCAACCCUUCCCUGAGGAAUGAGAUGAAGACUCUUCAUGUAGAGGAACAUGGAGUGUCUUUAGAGGAAGUGCAUGAGGUCACCAGAUUCCAUGUUAAGAUUCUCCAUCCCAAGUUCUCAGCUAUCUCUGUUAUACUGAGGUUACUGUCUUGGAACGUAGACGUUCACUGUGAGCUGAUGCUCUAUCUGACAGUGAUGAAGGAAACACUAAUUCCACGCCUAUACCUGUUCCCCAGUAACCCCGGCCAGAUACAGGUUGUGGAACAACAGGAAUCAAAGUUUCAAGGGUCUAAAAGGUUUCCCAUCACAAGACCAGAGCGGUCCUUCAAACUGAAUAGUUCCUUCAGACUGAACAUUCCCUGUUCUACUGCCAUUAAUCCACCGAGGAUUCAUCUCAUACAAAGAGACACCACACCAAGCUUUUUCAAGGCGAUUGUGAAAAUAACAGGGAUUGACAUUGAGAUGGAGUUAUUCAGUGAUGAUGAGAGGAUAGUAUGGACAGAAAUAGUAUCACGAGAUGAAUACUAUCAGAACCAAGCAUUAACACUCUCUGGGAUUCCUGCUGAGGAGUUUCUGAAGAAACACAGGGCUGAACUCAUUCAGGGAGUCAAAAACCCAAUGCCAAUAGCAGAUGAUCUGUUGUCAAAGAGCAUGAUUGGUGAAGAAGAGUACUCCAGAAUAAAAGCUGAAACAACGGCACAGGAGCGAAUGAGAGAACUACUGAAUGCAGUCCUCCCUAAAGGACCAGAAGUGAUGGGAGCUUGUCUUAAAGCUCUCAGUGAACAUGAACACCAUCUUGUUAAGUACUUGAGUGAAUCUAGCACCUAAUCUGAAGAUGCUGAGGCCUGUCUCCUAGUCUGUGGACAAAGACACUUCUUAACCUAAUCUGAAGAUGCUGAGGCCUGUCUCCUAGUUUGUGGACGAAGACACUUCACCUAAUCUGAAGAUGCUGAGGCCUGUCUCCUAGUGUGUGGACGAAGACACUUCUUCUUCUGUUUUAUUCAUGUGCUGUUCUGUAAACUAAUUUGUGUCUUCAUGCAAGUGGCUGACUGUACAAAUCCUCACUAUCAGUAGCUGUAAUUUGGCAGUAAGGCCAGACGUUGGUUUGAGAACGAGAUAUCUCAGUUUCAAGGUCUCAGUUUAGAGAGAAGAAGUCUUGUGAGGUGUUGGUCUGUCAAAUGCUAUGAACCAGUAUUGGUCGGUCACAUGAAUGAAGCAAACAGUAAUGAUUCAUUAAUUAUGCUAAAUCAUGCAAAUGUAACUUGUCUGUGUAAAGCUAUAUAUAAGAAAACUGCUGGGGCUGCCCCAGGCAUAGCCCCUGAUUGACAUGUGUACUAUGGUGCAUUUAGUUGGUUGGAACCUCUCCAGCUCACUGACAAUAAAUAAUGAUUAAUUUAA
Molecule: messenger RNA, 2061 nt
Organism: Oncorhynchus nerka (sockeye salmon)
Lineage: Eukaryota; Metazoa; Chordata; Actinopteri; Salmoniformes; Salmonidae
Product: NACHT, LRR and PYD domains-containing protein 1 homolog
Exons: 8
Coding region: 364-1491 (375 amino acids)
Biological process (GO): regulation of apoptotic process
Source: RefSeq, a predicted model, not a curated record